UUUAAAAUCACACGAGGCGAGCGUGACUUUUGCCAUGAAAACAUUUGAUGACUUUGCGGCGUCUUUGGGCCUCGGCGGCGCCGAAAUAGCUCCGCCUCUACCAGAGGGGCGGUGUGUACAUGGCGUGUAUUAUGACAUCACUGCGGCGAGGGAGCGCUGAAAAACAGUGGGCUCAAACGAUGAAGGCGGUCCGUAACGUUGCGGUCCGACAGUUUUGGAGGCUGAGGGGGGCGCCGGAGGACUGCGGUGAUAGGGCGGUAAUAGUGUGGCGAUAACGUACUAGGAACAGGGUGCGGGGGGGCACAGCCAGCCAUUGCAAGGUCCCGUCACCAUCGAGCGGGUGGGUGGGCUUGGACGUUAUCAGUAUGUUGCAGAGGGUCACAUGACCGCUGACUUUAAUUGCUGCUGCAGCCGCACAAAGAGCGCCGCCUUUAUCAGCAAACCGCACGCUUUUUAAAAAGCACAAAUCCACCUGUCAUCUGAUUGGACCGCAUAAACUCUUUCUACCAAAAACUCUUCCAGUGUCCCUGCCCAAGGGCCCUCAGCCAGGACCAGGACAUGUGAGCGGCGUCCCGUGAAGAGUAGCGAUCAGCGACUUUCAGCUGCUGAGGAACUCAUCUGCUGUCAGGACCGGUCUGGAUCAGGAAGUGAAUCCGAGGACCAGCCAUGCUAUCCACCGCCGUGCAGAUCCUGGCAUUUGGCCUGGCUGUACUGGGCGUGGUGGGUGCCACCGUGGCCACGCUGCUUCCCAACUGGCAGGUGAGCAUCAAGGUGUGGUCCAGCAUGGUGGCCCCCAUGUGGCACACACGGGGGCUGUGGAUGGACUGCGUGUGGUACAGCGCCGGAGUCUUCAGCUGCACCAUGAAGAACUCCCUCCUGUCCCUGCCCCCUUACCUGCAGACCACCCGGGCCGCCAUGGUCCUGUCUUGUAUUGUGGCGGCCUUUGGACUGUGCCUGGCCUCUCUGGGCCUCAAGUGCACUCGCUGGGGAGGCAGCCACCAGGCCAAGGGGCACACGGCCAUCGCUGCGGGGGCCUGCUUCAUCCUGGCCAGUGCACUCUGCAUAGGCCCCGCCUCCUGGUUCACCUCGGAGGUUGUUGCCGCCUUUCUGAGCACCGAUUUGCCCGACGGCAGCAAAUACCAGCCGGGGGGGGCGCUCUGCGUCACCUUUGUCUCUGCCGGCUUCCUUCUGGCUGGGGGGGUUAUCUUCUGCCUCUCCUGUCCGGGGCAUGGGUCGGUCCAGCUGGACUACCCGUCCCCUGUGGACCCAGACAGAUUUAUUCUGACCCGAGAGAAGCGGCGCCGUCCAAAAACAGCUGACAUGACAGACAUGACAGCACAGAAGAAGACCUACGUCUUUCUCUCCAAAGUGUCUCCCAAAGAUCUGAAGGACAGUUACACCCUGCAGGAGUACGUCUGACAAACACCAAAGUCCUCCGGGAUUUUCAUGUUUUUUUUUUUAUGAAAGAGACAAAAAGCUGUGUGACACGAUGAAAGUUGUCUUCUAUUCAGUCCUGACAUGACAACAAUCCUGAAAGCCAUCCCGAUCCCACAGCCUGCACAUCCACGUCCACUCCGUCUUUUCCUGAAGGCCCGGGAGGACACCAGCGAGGCGGCGCAGCGUGGAGGACGUUAAUGAUGCUAUUUGCUUUCCAUUAUCUUCCGACACGCCUCUGUGCACUCACACACAAACACACACACACACACACACACACACACACACACACACACACACACACACACACACACACACACACACACGCACGCACACACCCACACACACACACGCACGCACACACCCACACAUAUGAGCAUCAGUGAAGGUUCCAGAGGACGUCUGAAUGGGUGUUUUUUUUCAGCUGGGCAGUCAAUCACGCCGUCUCUCAGGAAACGACAAUUUCAAAGCUAAUCUUUUACUUUCGUGUUUGCCUCGUGCAGAUAUUUCACGCAAAUGUUCAAACAUGUUUAAAGAUGAAAGAAAAAUCUUGUUGAUCAAAUGGUAAAUGGUAAAUGGGUUGUACUUGUAUAGCGCUUUUCUACCCCUUUUUAAGGAGCCCAAAGCGCUUUGAGAGUUUCAAUUUAACAAUGAAAACGAAUGUGCUUCCUCUUUGAAUUGAAUUGAAUUGGUGUCUGUCUAUCUGUGUUGGCCCUGCGAUGAGGUGGCGACUUGUCCAGGGUGUACCCCGCCUUCCGCCCGAUUGUAGCUAACAUUUAACAUGAUCAAUAUAAUACAAGAACAACACUAUACAAACAAAAACAAGAACAACUCCUGUACACUAACAAUAUGAUAGUACCACUGUUACUAUGAGACAAGACAAAACGAGACAAAAAAAUGUAAAGUCAUUAUGUUGUGCAAUGUCAACGACCGGCUUUAAAACACUGAAAACUGCUGACGUCAUAGUUCAGCAAAAAGAUGGCAAAUAAAUUAUUGUGAAUUAUAUUUUAUAUAGCACUUUUCUCUAGUGACUCAAAGCACUAUACAGAGUGAAACCCAAUAUAUAUUUUUUACUUUUAAACCAGUGUGGUUGGUACUGGGAGCAGAUGGGUAAAGUGUCUUGCCCAAGGACACAAUAGCAGUGACUAGGGGAUCGAACCUGUAAUCCUCAAGUUGCUGGCACGGCCGCGCUACCAACUCAGCUAUACCUCUCUUCCAUGAGGAAUACUUUCCUCCAGUUGAAACUCAAGCUGGGUGCUGCCCUCUGCAGGUAAGAUACAGUCACUACGUCCAUAAAACAAUACAAAACAAGAUGUUUCAUAUCAUUAGAAUGACUGUGUGUUUGUGUUUUAAUGAUGAGAUGAAGCUUUCAUCAUGUUUGAAUAAGUGGGUUGCAAUCACGUGACCGAGACAAACAUCUGGGCACUUCUUGGUUUCAGGCGAUGCUCGAGAGCCCAUUAGGCCUCUGUUUAUUUACCUGGAUCAGUGCGAUUUGGGCGUAUUUUGAAAGGUUGAGAGGCAAAUAUAUAAGCGAUCAUGAAAAAAAAAAAUUCAAUAAAUGGAAUUAAGCAAUAAUCAGUGAAAGAUGAUGUUGGACUUAUUCGUGCAUCGCUAGGUAACAUAUUUAAUUGACAUAAGUGAAGUGAAUAAUAUUUAUAAAGCGCUUUUCUCUAGUGACUCAACGCACUUUACAUAGUGACACCCAAUAUCCAAAUUACAUUUUUAAACCAGUGUGGGUGGCACUGGGAGCAGGUGGGUAAAGUGCCUUGCCCAAGGACACAACGGCAGUGACUAGGAUGGCGGAAGCGGGGAUUGAACCUGCAACCCUCAAGUUGCUGGCCCGGCCACUCUUCCAUACGAGCUAUAACGCCCCAGUUGCACGCUGCUGCAUAUGAGAAAAAGGAUAUGUUUUCUUUGCAUUUGAUUUCCUGCUACAAAUAAUAGUCUGACAUCUGCGAUUCAUUGAUGCAGUUUUUUUUAAUGGUGUGAGGUUCAUAUUUUGUCGCAUUAUUUAGCUAUAGAUGUCACUAGUGUUCAGCAAUAUUUGCUAGCGAUCUGAAGAUACACCUUCCGGACAUGAACUAACUCCUGAUUUUAUUUUGUUAAGAGGAUGGAUGGAUGGAGUUACAAAGAGACAGUUUUUGCCCUUUUUGAAUAUUAAUAUGAUGUUGUUCCCCUAGCACAGGGGUGUCAAACAUACGGCCCGUGGGCCGGAUCAGGCCCCCCAACAGGUUUUAUCAGGCCCGCAUGAUGAGUUUGCCAAGUAUUAAAAUAAGUUGCUUUUUUUUUUUAUGAAACUGCUGUUCUGAAUGUGUCCACUGGGUGUCACAAUAGCAAUUCUGUUUGGACCACCAAGAGGUACAAAGUAAAGAGUGGAAACUUAAAA
Messenger RNA from Nerophis ophidion (straightnose pipefish), 3820 nucleotides. RefSeq names its product claudin-20-like. The record is from RefSeq and is a predicted model, not a curated record. Gene Ontology annotation, biological process: cell adhesion; bicellular tight junction assembly. Gene Ontology annotation, cellular component: plasma membrane; bicellular tight junction. Bases 667 to 1419 code for a protein of 250 amino acids. The transcript is spliced from 2 exons. Gene Ontology annotation, molecular function: structural molecule activity. NCBI's taxonomy places the organism in Eukaryota, Metazoa, Chordata, Actinopteri, Syngnathiformes, Syngnathidae.